Messenger RNA from Alternaria alternata, 718 nucleotides. RefSeq lists its product as hypothetical. Lineage: Eukaryota; Fungi; Ascomycota; Dothideomycetes; Pleosporales; Pleosporaceae. The transcript has a single exon. Bases 156 to 635 code for a protein of 159 amino acids. The record is from RefSeq and is a predicted model, not a curated record.
UCUAUCCCACUAUAUCUACGCUUUUCUUGCUACCAUGGGAUAACAUGUGGACAUGUGUGCUGUGAGAUCACAAGAAGCCAGGAAACGAGUGCACCGUUGCGCCCAAUACAUCGAUUCCUCGAUCCGAUAAGCUCUAAGCAGCGAUCAAGGCGUACAUGGCGUACAUGGCGUACAGGGCUCGAAAGAAGUUGGACGAAAACGGUAUGGAGGUUGACGAAAACACCACAGAAAUUGAUGAGAACGCCAUGGACAUCGACGAGAACCAGCCCGAAGUACCGGAAGAAUUUUUGAAUGCGCUCAAAGUAAGUUGGCUAUUCCAUCUUUUGCCUGUUGUUCAGGAAGAGAACCAUAUAUUAACGGGAAAUCAGGGUAGUUCGCGUAAGGCAGCAGGCGGCCCGAAGGCGAUGUGCGAAGCCUGCCAGAUUUUCAAGUCUUCUCUCAAGUUUGACGAUGAAUGGAAGUUCGCCAUUUGGGCUCUUGAACAAAUUGACGAGCGGUUUCCAGAUAAGUUGGACUUGACCAUGUCCCCUCUCCCGUCAAGAAAACUGGAAAUAUUGGGAGGUAGGCGUCUUACGGAUGGAAACGUUCCUCUUCCUGCUUCGGACGGUUCAUCCUCAGGUUCCGAUACCGAGUAGCUUGCCUCGUCUGGUUCUGGUUUGUGGGGUUGGUGUUCUGGCUUUGGGAGUGGCGGUGGCGGAGGCAAAAACAGCAUUCAGCG